Messenger RNA from Arabidopsis lyrata subsp. lyrata, 1174 nucleotides. Its product is annotated as putative F-box protein At3g52320. The transcript has a single exon. The coding region runs from base 76 to 1137 and encodes 353 amino acids. Gene Ontology annotation, molecular function: protein binding. The record is from RefSeq and is a predicted model, not a curated record. Lineage: Eukaryota; Viridiplantae; Streptophyta; Magnoliopsida; Brassicales; Brassicaceae.
CUGGAGCACUUUCGAAUUAACAACAAGGGAAAAAAAAAUACACAGCGGCUCUGAAACAGAGAUCUAGCAAAAGCUAUGCGACGAUUUUCUUUCCUUCUCGCCACCGUGAAAUGGCUGAGGAAGAAGAAGAAGGUAAGUCCGAAGGCAGAAGACUUCGAAAGAAGAACUAUAGCCAUGGUCAAGCCCUAUUCGAAACCCACCGGCUUUGACAGUAUCCCUGAAGAUCUGUUGAUGAAGAUCUUCGCGAGACUGUCGGCGAAAUAUGUAGCGAGGUUAAUGUACGUCUCAAAGCUCUGGUAUUCUCUCAUAGCCUCCCGCUAUUUUACAAAACUUUUCCUUGAAUCCCCAUCAUCGGCAAAACGACAGCGUCUGCUCGUGUCACUUGUGGACAUGGCAGCCCCGCGUCACUAUAAAUUCCUCUCAUCUUCAUCGACUCAUGAUGAUCAUUCGGAUACGUCAGUUUGUGUAAUGGACCAAGUUCUGAACAUGCCGGGACUAGAAGGCUACUUCGUGAAUGCUCUCUGGGGCUUGAUCUGUGUCAGACUUGGGAGAAGCUUACGAAUCUUUAACCUCACCACCAGGCAGCGUGUGAUCUUGCCCGUUCUAAGAUCAAAACUUUUGACUCAAGAAAAUAUUUGGAACGCUUUUGGGCACGACCCUGUUCAAGAUGAAUACAAAGUGCUUAGCACAUUUUGGGAGGUGAUGAGCGAAGAUGAGGGGAGAGUAGUGAGGUCCGACCAUCAAGUGUUGGUUCUUGGUCGUGGGGCUUCAUGGCGCAACACUAAUGGCCAGAUUUAUCCUCAUUUUCCUUACACACAAGGGUGUACCAUGGCCAUUAACGGUGUUAUGUAUUAUGGAGGUUGGGUUGCUAAGAACACGAGUGUGGUCAUGAGUUUUGACUUGGCUACUGAAGAUUUCACUAUGAUUGAAUUACCCAUUGAGGCUGGAAUCAUCUGGCAGGCUAGUCGCGCUAAUCUCAUGAACUAUGGAGACAAGGUAGCUGUUUCAGAGUAUUCCCGACUUCCUUCUGAUGGGACCAUCGACCUUUGGGUUUUGGAGGAUGCGAGGAAGAGGAAGUGGUCAAACAAAGACUCUGGUAUUACCCCUAUCCCAAAUGAAUUUUGUCCAUGGCAAUGAAUUGACAUUAUUAGGCACGGGUCGUCGUGGAUUGGUU